AUGAAUUUUACAACAAAUGGUAAUAACUAUAGUAAUGGACAUAACAUAAAUAACAAUAAAUAUAAUAACUAUGACAAUAACUACAAUAAUAAUGAUGAGUUAUUCAGAACACCAAAAUAUAAAAAGACCUUAAAUAUACCCGAAAUGUAUCCUUUAGAUCAAAUUAAUAAUCACAUUAAUAAUAUUCAACAAGACCACCAUGACGAAGAGGAAUAUGGGAAUUAUAAUAAUAAUAAUGAUCAAUAUGAUAACUACGAUUAUAAUAUAAAUAAAGAGAAUCAUUUCAAUAGCAGGGCCAAUAAUAGGUAUAGCAAUAGCCAUAAAGAGGAUGAUAUCCUUACAACCGAUAGUUUAAAAAAUGAUAUAGAUUCAAAUCAAAGGAUGAAGCAAAAGGGUGGUUAUUCUAGCAGUAGCAAUGGUAAUAAUGGUAAUGGCAAUUAUUUUGAAAAUGAUCAAGUUAAAAGUAAUCAACUACAGGAAAAUCAAAUAACAAAUCUAUUAGAAACAUUAAAUAAAAAUCAAAAGUUUUCAAGCGAAUUAUUAAUAAAGAAUGUAGAAUUACAAAAAGUUAUUGUAGGGUUAGAAUCAGAAAUAACGAGACUGCAAGAUAUACCACAUGCAAGUUAUAAGCCACCAAAUAAUUUUCAAUAA
Dictyostelium purpureum is the source of this 651-nucleotide messenger RNA. RefSeq lists its product as uncharacterized. The record is from RefSeq and is a predicted model, not a curated record. Bases 1 to 651 code for a protein of 216 amino acids. The transcript is spliced from 2 exons. Lineage: Eukaryota; Evosea; Eumycetozoa; Dictyosteliales; Dictyosteliaceae.